GGAGCGAUUGCGAUCAAGGCGCUGUUUGCGGAGGGUUUACAGCAGGCGUUUGAUGCUCAGGGUGCGGGCUUGAAGUUGUUGCUGGAAGGGUAGGAGGAGAGAAUGGAGACGUGACGUACCCUCUCCGGACUCCCGGAUGAGGAAUGCCAUGUGACCUGAUUUAAAUGAGGGCAUUCCAAGGUUCCAAGGCGGCAUCGUGGGCGUGUUUUGUGGUGGAUGGUCGCGCCGCCCUCCCCCCCUCCGCAACCAGCAAGGCGUGGAGGCGUGGCUGGUUCCUGAGUGCUCCCCCUCGCCGUCCCCAGCUGCUGCCCCUCCAACGCAGGUACACAGCUCGACAGUACCACCACCACAACCGCUACACUCUUACAAGCUUUCGUCCCAAGUCCUGUCAACUCGCGAUAUCCGUCCAGCAGAUCCCACGCUACUUACCCGUGGGACUUCCGCCUCGCAUCCGCUGCACAGACUCCAGCGGAACCUCCUCGGAAGCUCCUCACCCCACCCGCCAUCAUCCGCCAGCAGCAGUCGGACGGAAAGGACAGCUUUCAGUGACCCGAGCGUGUCUGCGUGCCCGUUCACGGGGUUGAGUCACGUCGCCGCAUGACGCAAGUCCCUUUGUCUUAGCACCAGUACUCCGUCUUCAACACCUUCACUACCUUACGCGUC
Molecule: messenger RNA, 663 nt
Organism: Westerdykella ornata
Lineage: Eukaryota; Fungi; Ascomycota; Dothideomycetes; Pleosporales; Sporormiaceae
Exons: 2
Coding region: 165-584 (139 amino acids)
Source: RefSeq, a predicted model, not a curated record